This is a messenger RNA of Dalotia coriaria, 1804 nucleotides long. RefSeq names its product cytochrome P450 302a1, mitochondrial-like. The transcript is spliced from 8 exons. Bases 194 to 1654 code for a protein of 486 amino acids. Gene Ontology annotation, molecular function: oxidoreductase activity, acting on paired donors, with incorporation or reduction of molecular oxygen; iron ion binding; heme binding. NCBI's taxonomy places the organism in Eukaryota, Metazoa, Arthropoda, Insecta, Coleoptera, Staphylinidae. The record is from RefSeq and is a predicted model, not a curated record.
GAAUACGACAGUUGAGUUAGAUUAGCGUGUAUGUCGACUAAAAAACAUGCGCGGUCAGCUUAACUGAUGCACCAUCAACAAAAACAGCUGACGCAAAGAUGUAACAUUUACUAAAGUCGUUACACUACAAAUCCACCUCAGCAGGUAGUACAAUUCAUGGUAGAAUAGUAGUACAAUAGUAGUACUUAGUACAAUGAGGCACUUAAGCAGCAGUAUUAAACCUUUUGCUGAUAUUCCUGGUCCUAAAUCAUUGCCUUUUAUUGGUACACUAUACAAAUAUCUACCAAUAAUUGGACCAUAUAGUUUUGAUAAGUUGCACAUUAAUGGAUUAAAGAAACUCAACAAAUAUGGCCCAAUUGUUAAGGAGGAAAUUGUUCCUGGAGUCAAUAUUGUGUGGUUGUUUAAACCAGAGGAUAUUGAAACCAUGUUCAGAUAUGAGGGCAAGUAUCCACAGCGUAGAAGUCACUUAGCUUUAGAAAAGUACAGACUUGAUAGACCUACUGUUUAUAAUACUGGUGGCCUUUUACCUACUAAUGGUGAAACAUGGUACAAGUUGAGAAAAGUAUUUCAAAAAGGUCUGAGUAGUCCAGUUGCUGUGCAACAUUUUAUAAAACCAUCUGAUGAUGUUAUCCAAGAAUGGUUUGAAAGAUUAGAUCAUAUUCAUUCGAAGAAACCACAACCCAAAAACUACGAUUAUCUACCCGAAUUAGCACGACUAUUUCUAGAAAUAACUGGUCUAUCAGCACUAGAUUUACGCUUGAAUAGCUUUUCUCGUGAUGAAUUACAUUCCAGCUCACGUUCUUCCAAGUUGAUGAAAGCCGCGCUGACCACAAAUAGUUGCAUAUUGAAAACAGACAACGGUCCUCAACUAUGGAGGAAAUUUGAAACGCCUCUGUACCGAAAAUUAAAACAUGCGCAGAAUUUUAUGGAAGAUACCGCAAUUGACUUAUUGUCGCUAAAAAUGUCCCUGUUUGAUGAAACUAAGCAUCAAACUACUUUGUUAGAAAACUACCUCGCGUCGCCUGAAUUGGAUUUCAAGGACAUCAUCGGGAUGGUUUGUGACAUUCUGUUGGCAGGAAUAGACACCACGACUUACACAACAAGUUUCUUGUUGUACAACAUCGCAAAAAAUCCUCACGUACAAAAUAUAAUCUAUGAUGAAUCUCUUAAAUUGCUCCCAACGCCAUCAUCACCUGUCACAAUCGAAGUAUUAAACAAUGCAUUUUACACGAAAGCCGUACUUAAAGAAAGUUUGCGAUUACGGCCGAUUUCUAUCGGUAUAGGACGUAUCUUACAGGAAAAAGGAGUGUUUUCAAACUACGAAGUUCCGGAAGGGACUGUGGUAGUAAGUCAGAAUCAAGUCUCAUGUCGUCUCAACGAGAAUUUUCCAGUUGCGCACGAGUUUAAACCGGAAAGGUGGAUGAAAGAUCAUGCAUUGUACAAACCCUCACAUCCAUUUCUUUUAAUUCCCUUUGGGCAUGGACCGAGAUCGUGCAUUGCGCGAAGAUUGGCUGAACAGAGCAUGCAAAUAUUGAUUUUAAAGUUAAUAAGGAAUUACAAGGUCAGGUGGGUCGGGGAUAAGCUGGAUUCCAAGUCGGUGUUGAUCAACCAACCAGAUGGACCAAUUAAUUUACAGUUUGAAAAGAGGAUAUGAAUUUUAUGAUAUGAAUCAAUUAAAUGAUUAAUCUUGUAGGGAAUUCCCUUAAUGUUAAUACCCCAUGAAUCAUCUCAAUAAAAAGUUUCAUGUUUUGUUUCCGUAUCUGAAUAAUGUUUGUUAAUUUAAAUAAAAGUGAUUGGUGUAGUA